AUGCCUAGACCGAAAGGAGGAGGAGGGGGUUACAACUUCAGCUAUCAGAGAUUUUCAAACGGCUUUAAGCCACUCUCGGCUGUUCAGCAGCGUAUGCAGAAUUUGAAGCUCGAGAAUUUGGACAACUAACUGAGGAUAUGGCUGAGCUAGCUGGUCGAAAACUCAAUACAUAUGAAUGCGAAAACGAUUGAGAUAAAGUUGAUUCAAAAGGGCACUUUUGGCUUUGAUGUGGUAGACGAUGGGCUAGGCAUUGACAAGUCUGAAUUUGAAAACCUAUGCUAAUAUGAAUCCAAGAGGCAAUACAAUUAGAUAUAUAAAACUAGAAGUCUUGGGUGGAGAGGAGAAGCUCUUCACUCUUUGUCUUAAUGCAGUGAACUUAAGGUAAUAACUAGAAAGGUCAGUCAAAAAACAGGCUUUGAAGUGACUUAUGUUGAUGGGAAGAUGGUAAAAGUCAUUGAUUUUUCAAGAGAGUUUUAAGGAACUACUGUUUAAGUGAGAGCUAUUCACAAGAAUAACUCUUUAGUUCAAAAAAGCUAUCAAAAGAAUAAGGAGAAUCACUAUAACAAUGCCAACUAAUUGCUACUCCAAUUCUCCCAAAUACUCUUUGACACCUAGAUGUCUUUAUCAAAUGAGUUCGUGGAUCUAGGCUCUUGCUCUAAGUAUAAUAAUUUUGACAAUUUAAUCUACUUUAGAACUUUGAAGGUCCUAUGGGAGACAACAGCUCCUGGUAACUAGAGAGAAAAUAUCAUAAUGUACUUGAAUUAGAUUCACAACGGCACACCUUUCAAAAUGACAUCUCUCGAUUUGAUUGAAUUCAGCACAUUCAUCCUAGAUCACUAGGUCUAAUUAUACAUGAUAAGACCCUACACGGAUGGCAUUAUAGUCAACUUGCAUAAAAGACAUCUGAACCAAUACUUCAACUGCAAACCUUGUGAACUGCCUAUGUCCUUUAAGUCUCUGUUUUAUGAGAUAUACAACGAAUACAAAGUAAAACCCACUUCACAGCCCUAUGUGUUUGUUCACUUUCAGUGCAACAUGGACAUUGCCUAUGAAAUUGAAAAUCAAAUGGAUAUCAGAAGAAUAUCCUUCAACAAUGAAACUAUUAUUGCUUAAGAGUUGAAAUUAAAAGUGAAGGAAUAUCUCAGCCAAAUAAACUCUAGUAUGACUUUCACUCAUAAGUCAUCUACGCCGUAAAAGCCUAAUGGACUUUAAUCUCCACAGAAGUUGACGAAGUAAGCACAAAAACAGUCAACAGUUUAAGUUGUUGAACUAGAACCUGAUUCUGGAAGCGAGUUGCAAUAGAUCUAAGACAUAUAAAAAUAAUAAGUGCCAAAUAAGUAAAUAGCCUAGAAUAAUUAAACUAAAUCGAAAUAAGUAAUAAUUUAGACUGCCAUUCCCUUAGGGCAGGAUGAGGUUAUGAAAGAUAUCAAUGAUUCAGAUAACGAAAAUAUUAAAGAAAAGACAAAUGAAGAUAAAAUCAUGAAAAACUCAAGUGAUAGCCAUCAAUACAUCCCAUAAAAUUCAAUCUAGAAAGCAUAAGUAGAACCCACUAUUGAAGUUAAGCCAUAGUAUGCUUCUUUGUUUGAAUUGCCAAAGGAGGUUAAAGAAGCAGAAAAGUCCUUGUUUGCUCCUAAGAAUGCUACGUAUGCUGAAAUCUGUCAUACUCUAAAGAAACCCGAAAUAGAUGAAAAAGAUCUUAAAAAGAAUGAACUGAAAAAGAAUAAGACUUAUGACUUGACUAUGAAAUUCGGGGCAAGUCUAGUUGUCAAUGCCAACUUUAAUGGAAACACUAUAAUAUCUAAACCCAUUAAUAAUACAGCUUCUACUUGCAGUAAAACAGCUACGCCAUAAUCAUUGAAUAACGAACCACCUAAAAUAUAUGCUGAUCUGUACUAAGAUCCAAUUGAUAAAACACAUGAUUCAGAUAAAGACGAGGAGAUGCAGGAUGAUUAACAACCAAAUAGCCAGAGAAGCAAUAUAUAUCGAGAUCAUAAAAUUCAAGAACUUGAGAGCGAAUAUAAUUAUAAGAUUACUAUAAUUAGUAGAAAGUCCCCUACAAAGGCUCAAGUAAUUUAAGCAACAGAAAAUGUAAUAAAGCAGUAGUUAGAAUAGAAAAAUGAUGAUUAACUUUAAUAAUAGCAGUAAUUAGAGUAGUAGGCAACUUCUACUAGUGAAAUUGAAUUGAGGGAAUCAGUAGCAUAGAAUGUCAAACAAGAACUUAGUACCCCUGCGAUUUAAUAAACUUAGAUGUUUUCUUAAGCAGUGUAUCUGGAUUUUGGUGGGGGAGUUAUUAAACAGGAGUAAGUGUAUAUCCCAAACAGUAUUUAACUUCCGUUUUAUAUUGUAUCUGGUGCCAUGAGUUGUAAUUCCAUCACUUUGGAGGAAUCAGAGGAUUUAAUUACUCUUUGGGAUUAUGAAGAUUUAUUCACCUUUGCUCAAAGCUAGAAAAAUAGCAAUAUUUAUAUUGUUAAGUCAAGGGACAUUGAUGUUGAUAAAGGUAUUAAAUUAAUCUGUGUUCUAAAAGCUAAACCGAAAACUCAAAUCGAUAAAGCUAUGAUUUACAGUAAAAUGAUUAGAUAGCCACCAAAUUUGAUCUAGGACUGCAACAUUGAAAAUAGUGAGGACUGCUUAAUGAUUAAUGAAUGA
Messenger RNA from Stylonychia lemnae, 2646 nucleotides. Lineage: Eukaryota; Ciliophora; Spirotrichea; Sporadotrichida; Oxytrichidae. The record is from the annotation of a GenBank genome assembly.